AUGGAGUUGGAGUUGCCUAAUCGUUUAUACAGUGAGGGAUUGGAACCUCAGGCUAAGAAGAUUAAUAACAGCUGCCGACUAAAACUUCUCGAGUUGCUGAAAGAAAAAAUGGAGCCAAAAUUCGAUGAAGUUAUGAAAGAUCCCAUUUUUUCACAGAUUAUGGUUAUCCAGAAGAAUGAUCUGAAGUUUUCGGCGAGGUUGGUACACUCUUUCUUGUGUAAGGAGUUGAUGACAAGCAAGAGACAUGAGAAGUGGUUCACUUUCGCUAGGAGACCUCUGCGUUUUGGAUUGCAAGAGUAUCAUGCUGUCACUGGUCUGAAAGUGAAGCGAGAGAAUAACAGUGGGUUAGUGACAUGGAAAGAUGAUGAUGGUUUUUGGAGCAAGCAGAUAAAGACAAAUGGAAAAAUAAAUUUGCAGAUCAUUAAAAAGAAGCAUUUGGAAGAGAGCAAUACCUGGACUUGGGUUGAUAGGGUGAGACUGAUAUAUCUUUGCGUUAUUAUGGGUGUGGUGAUGGGGAAGGAUGAGAAGGUGAAUAUCCUGCAUAUGUACAUGAAGUUGGCGAUGGAUUUGGAGAAGCUUCGGAAUUACCCAUGGGGUCUGUAUUCGUUUGAUUUCCUUCUGAAGCAAAUUGAUAAAACAAGGCAUAAAUUAGAGCAGAAAGAGGGGUAUCUGAUGGAAGGAUUCUUGUUUGGUUUCCAAAUUUGGAUAAUGGAAGUUGUUCCUGCUUUAAGAGAGAUUUGUGGCACAGAAAGGAUUUUGCAUUCAUUCAUGGAAUCCCACAUAGAUGGAGUGGUCCUUUUGGCAACUGAUUUUGUACAGAAGAAUGAUAAGAAAGAUGAAAGAGUAGAUCGCAUUUUGGAUAUGAUCAAUAGUAAACAUGAUUGGAACAAUCAUGUUUGGGGAGUAAAAGAAGUUACGAACUCUGAAUUUGAGGAAUCUGGCGAAGAGAAAGGAGAGGAUCAAACAACUGAUACUGAGAGAGGUGAAAAUAGUCAUGUUGCAGGGAAUGUUGAUGGCACAGCUGAUGUUUCGGGAAGAAACAAGAGAAAGCUUGCAGACCGAGGAGCAGAGUCAAGGAAGAAGAAUGUUUUGUGCCACCUAGCUGCUUCAUCAAAAGGGAAUAUUGACGAAUAUAUGAAAAAUUUCUUAGAGGAUCUGGUACAAGCUUCUUUUACUACUUUUGGGGAGAAAUUAUGUCAGCAGUUUUCGGACAGGUUGGGUAAGAUUGAGACUGAGGUUACACAACUCAGGACAGCUUCGGAGAGAACUGAGCAAUUUGAGACAGUUGUAACCGACAGAUUGGGGAAAAUUGAGGCUGAGGUUACACAGCUCAGGACAACUUUAGUGGUGACUGAAUUGGUGGGAAAGAGUGAUCAAGCAAGCGGUCCUAGCAUGACCAAAAUCAACAGUGGUCCUAGCACCAGCAAAAAAGGCACUGCUCCAUCAAAGAAAAAGGCUGUAAAAAACCAAGGGUUAAAGACUGCUGAUUCGUGUGUCAAUUUACCUCGUGAAAAAGUUACUCAAUCAUCAGCUAGUGAUCUUCGUAUGGGUACACAAGAGUUUUUGGAAAGUUGCAUGAAGAACCUUCCAUUAGACACAUUUGUGAAAGGUUUGAAUCCUUCUCAAGCUAAAGUCGAAGAUUCAUUGGAUUGGUUGGAACUUCCAAAAUCAUUGAAGAAACCAACAGAUUCAUUGGAACUUCUAAAAUCAUUGAAGAAGCCAGCGGUCCGAUUAGAUGACCGAGAUAUAGAGCUAGACGGCGAAGAUUUCCCUGAUCACUGCUUGGUGUUUGUGCAUCCUACAGAUUUUAAGAAGAUGCAGGACUGGCAAGAUACACGAACGUAUGUUAUUCCUUUGUAUAUAUCAUUUCGUUGA
Molecule: messenger RNA, 1875 nt
Organism: Brassica napus (rape)
Lineage: Eukaryota; Viridiplantae; Streptophyta; Magnoliopsida; Brassicales; Brassicaceae
Exons: 3
Coding region: 1-1875 (624 amino acids)
Source: RefSeq, a predicted model, not a curated record